Molecule: messenger RNA, 737 nt
Organism: Micropterus dolomieu (smallmouth bass)
Lineage: Eukaryota; Metazoa; Chordata; Actinopteri; Centrarchiformes; Centrarchidae
Product: calcitonin gene-related peptide 2
Exons: 4
Coding region: 52-447 (131 amino acids)
Cellular component (GO): extracellular region
Molecular function (GO): hormone activity
Source: RefSeq, a predicted model, not a curated record
UGGGAUCUGCUGGCAACGAGCUAACACAACAGAAAGUAAUCACACUACACUAUGUAUCACCUGAGGGUGCCUGUGCUUCUCCUCAUGCUGCUUGUAUUGCUGCGCUGUGUCACAGCUGUCCCAAGUUACAGGUACUUCAGUCCGAGCCCAUCCAGCGAGCAGGAGAGUGCUCUCCCAGACAGUGACGGCUGGUUAGCUCCUGGGCUAAUCUCCAACCCAUUCCUCGGCCUCAUGGGUACACGGCCGCAGAGGGGGCUCACAGCUAUGAACAGUCACCACAUAGAGAAGAGGAAGUGCAACACAGCCACCUGCGUCACCCAAAGGCUAGCAGACUUCCUGGUCCGCUCCAGUAACACUAUCGGUACCGUCUACGCACCAACCAACGUGGGAUCUGCCACCUACGGCAAGAGGGACAUACUGCAGCCUCCCAGCUACCUGCCUCUCUAGUACUGAUUGAGGAAGCUCCACCAGCACUCCCAGUGCUCUGAUGAUAUAACCAGACAUCUUACGUAACAAUGAUUGUGAGAAGGGCGUAGAGAACGAUGAACAGAGUUUUCUUGUUUAUUUUAUAAACUUUAAGGAACAGUGCCUUUAAUUUAAACCAUCAAAGUCAAGAUAUGUUUUUAUCCCCCCUUCGCUUUGUAUGUGUUGUGGCUCUGUUAAUGCUGUUCCACAAUGGCAUGAUGUGACUAUAAAAACACAUAAAAUUAUAAAACAAUAAAUAAAAGAAAACAGAU